Molecule: messenger RNA, 1158 nt
Organism: Sordaria macrospora k-hell
Lineage: Eukaryota; Fungi; Ascomycota; Sordariomycetes; Sordariales; Sordariaceae
Source: RefSeq, a predicted model, not a curated record
AUGACGGCCUACAUAGCCCUUAGUUACUGCUGGGGAAAAAGUCAGAAUGUGACGCUGAGGUCCGAAAACCUGGAGCUUAUGAAGUUAGGUUUCAUGGUCUCCGGUCUACCGCAGACUUUACAAGAUGCCAUCGCCGUCACCCGAGCGUUAGGCCAACAAUACCUAUGGGUGGAUGCCUUGUGCAUCAUCCAAGAUUCUCCAAGCGACUGGGAAGUUGAAUCGUCGAGGAUGGCCUCGGUAUACCGUAACGCCUACCUUACCAUCGCCGUCGCUACCGCCUCUGACGUUUCUGAGGGGUUUCUAUCUCGUAAUUACCGGGCAACAAACCCUUGGUACAGGGAACCAUAUCACGAGGAUUGGCUCAACCGCGAUGGAUGCUCGACUAUGUUAGGCGCUCGACUGGUAGAAGCUACAGAAUUCUUCAAUGACAAAGGUGACUUCGCUCACAAGCUACCCUGGACACUUCGUGGUUGGGUGUUGCAGGAACAGGAGCUCUCGAGAAGGCUACUCAUUUACGAGGCUUAUGAGCUCCAUUGGGUUUGUCAAAACAAGAACACUUACCAGUGCUCUUCAGAUCAGGUGCUAUCAAGUGGCUACAGCGUGGAUCUACUGGUUGGCCCUCCUAUUUUCUCAAUAACUGCCUCCACCGCACAUAAACAGCAGUGGCACCAUAUUGUUGUCCACUAUACUGCCCGCGAACUUACCGAUUCCCGUGACAAGCUGCCAGCCAUCUCUGGUCUGGCAAAGAUUUUCCAAGAGGUCAUACAGUCGCCAUACUUCGCAGGCAUGUGGGUAAAACAUCUUUUGUGGGACUUGCUGUGGGAUUGUGUAGGACGGAACGUGGGAUAUGCUUCAGAGCAGUACAUCGCACCAAGUUUCUCUUGGCCGUCUGCUUCCUCUGAUGUCGUUUUUGGUUUGGAUCUUAUGUCCCCGACAGAUGAAUGGGUUCCUCGUGCUGUCAUCGAAGACAUUGGUUCCAUCAUAGAUGGAAAAGAUCCUCUGGGUCGGCUGAGCAACGGCUGGAUCAAACUCCGCGGUUUUACUUUCAAAGCCGCUCUUGCUGACAACCCAGAUGGUCCUCAAGAACAUGGGUUUCAAAGAUAUUCUGUCUGGACCGAAUAUCUUGGAGAAGCCAUUUUCAAGAAGACACAUGGUUAG